This is a messenger RNA of Cucumis sativus (cucumber), 448 nucleotides long. Its product is annotated as probable polygalacturonase At3g15720. The coding region runs from base 32 to 448 and encodes 138 amino acids. NCBI's taxonomy places the organism in Eukaryota, Viridiplantae, Streptophyta, Magnoliopsida, Cucurbitales, Cucurbitaceae. The record is from RefSeq and is a predicted model, not a curated record. Gene Ontology annotation, molecular function: polygalacturonase activity. Gene Ontology annotation, biological process: carbohydrate metabolic process. The transcript has 3 exons.
CUGAGAGAAUCUAGAGCCAUUACUGCAGGCGAUGAAGAUCAUUUCAUGCAACGACCCCAACCUGAGCAACCUUCACUUUAUUAACAGUUCACAAGCACUAGUACUAUUAAUGGGGUGCAUAAGAACCGAAAUUAAGAACUUGGUAAUCACAGCUCCUGAAAGAAGUCCAAACACUGACGGGAUUCACAUUCAUUCUUCUCACAAUAUUAUUAUAAGGAACACGACUAUAGGAACAGGUGAUGAUUGUGUAUCUAUAGGAGAUUACACCUCCCGUAUGAAUAUCUCACAUAUUAAAUGUGGACCUGGUCAUGGAAUAAGCAUUGGAAGCUUGGGUAGAGGUGGCAAUUUUGUACAAGUGGAGGACAUUAGCGUGAGUAAUAUCUACUUCAAAGGGACUACCAAUGGAGCUCGGAUUAAGACUUGGCAAGUUAAUGGAAAUUCUAAAUAA